GCUAUCAUUCGUAAAUAAUUUGUGGCCAGGUUAGGUAUUAAGUUCCAGAUUUGAUGGUAGAUAGUUGGUCCAUUGUGCUGGCUUAAAUCGGUGAUAGCUUAUAAUAAACGGAAAGUUAAUAGUCUGGAUAGAAAUAUAGCAUUUUGUAACACGUUCAAUUAGCGAGUUAAAUAAAAAAAGUGAAAUUGCGUGUCGUGCGCGACUGAAAACGGAAGCAGAAAAAGUGAAACUAUCGGUUUAGGCGAUGAGCCAUCAGCAACGUCAUAAGUGAAAAAUUGCAAAGAAAAUUAAGGAAGUUUGUGCAGAGGCAAGAAAAUAUUACAAACAAAUUAUUAAAAAAGAAUUAAAGAGUACAGGGAAAUUGUCACAAUUAUUGACGCUCCUACAAAAAGCCAAAAAUCGUCCGUCUGUCAAUUGACUACUGUGGUCGGUUGGUGUUUGGCCAGAGUUUAGCAAUUUAUUAUAUAAUUGAUUUUUAUUGCUUAAACGAUUUUUGUUUUGAGUUUUCAAUAAAAUAAUCGAAUGCCAAUAGUUUUCGCGCGGACUUAACUACAGCAAAAAAAAACCCUAGGAGCUUUCAACUUUUGUGGCAAGCAAGCGAGAAAGUGCGAGAAACAAUCACAUAAUCAACGAUACAAUAAUUGAAAUAGGCAAGGCGCACCUGCGGCAUUUCAAAACGAACUGGAACAAAAGAUCACUACUGACUCACAAUUGUAAGUCAAAUGUCAUGGUAAUAACAAAAACAAUUUGCAAAAGCUCAAUUGUAAGUAAACGAAAUCAAAAAAGAAGACAAAUAGGAAACGGUGAAUUGUGAUUGUUUGCUCAGUGUAAGUAAAACGUCACCUGCGCUUGAAAAACGUCGACAUCAAACACUCAAAAUUGUUUGCAAACGGAUACGAAGUUUUCCUUACGCGUGCCCCUCACGCAACAUACACACACACACAACCAGGCACACACGCCGUUGCACCAGCUGUGGUGAUCCAUUAGAGGCACUGGAUGUGAUUGACUGACAUUUAAAACUAAAAUAUUUAUUUAUCACUGAAAUAAUUUGUUGCUUUCAACGAUUUCCUUCUACGCCUUCUCCACCAAUAUUUACCUUGUGGUCGGAUGAUAUAUAUUGUAUUGCUGACAUUCACGUUAAAUAUAAGAAAUAAAAAAAACAACAGUGACAAGAACGCCCUACAUUAUUUACAACGCAACGUUGCAGCAAACUUACGAUUGCAAAUUGCAACGUGUACAACAAGAGCAACAACAACGCGUACUCCAAGAUUCUCUAUUCAGGCCACACAUUUCGCACAUCGCCGCCAAAAUUGUACUUAAAUCAGAGAUUCUUCGCCAAAAUGAUUGGACGUUUAUUUCGUGCACACGGUGAAUUUUGUGCUUCCCAUCCGUGGGAGGUGAUUGUGGCGCUGCUAACACUGACGGCAUGCAUGCUGACAGUUGACAAACAAGCCGGCGGCAUUGGCGUCGGCGUUGGUGUUGGUCCUGACGUUGCUGGCAUGGGUACUGCCUCCACUGCAUCAUCGUCGUCGUCGUCAUCAUCGUCUUUGCCACCCUCAAUACCCAUCUCGUCAGCAACAUCUAGUCGACAACGACCGUGCCACGGUUGGAGUCAGUCGUGCGAUGGCCUGGAAGCCGAAUACAAUGCCGCCGAUGUGAUACUAAUGACGAUUGUACGCUGCACGGCAGUCCUCUAUUGCUACUACCAGUUUUGCAGCCUUCAUAAACUCGGUUCCAAGUACAUUCUAGGAAUCGCUGGUCUAUUUAUGGUUUUCUCGAGUUUUAUAUUUACAACGACUAUAAUAAAGUUCCUGGGCAGCGACAUCUCCGAUUUGAAAGAUGCCCUCUUCUUCAUGCUCCUGCUUAUCGACCUCUCAAAUUCAGGCACACUUGCACAAUUGGCACUCUCUGGCACAAAUCAAGCUGAAGUGACGAAUAAUAUUGCCCGCGGCUUAGAGCUGCUGGGGCCAGCCAUCUCGUUGGAUACGAUUGUGGAAACGCUUGUAAUCGGCGUGGGCACGCUGUCGGGCGUACAGCGUCUCGAGGUGCUUUGCACAUUCGCCGUUAUGUCGGUGAUUGUCAAUUAUGUGGUCUUUAUGACCUUCUAUCCAGCCUGUUUGUCACUCAUACUCGACUUGUCACGCAACGGCAUGGACAUGUCGAUGGUGCGUGCCAAAGCAAAAGACUCUAUACUCCUGAAGGCGCUGAACGAUGAAGAACAGAAAACGAAUCCGGUGGUGCAGCGUGUUAAAAUCAUAAUGACCACCGGUCUGAUGAUAGUGCACAUCUAUAGUCGCAUGGUGUUCUCGAGCACUGAAUAUGACACGGUGGAUAAGACGUUGACGCCACAACUGAAUUUAAAUAUGAACAGUAAUCGUACAGAAUCUGGUGAACUGACGGAUAUGAUUAUCAAAUGGCUUACUAUGAGCGCUGACCAGAUUGUCAUUCUCAUCCUUCUCAUUGCUUUGGUGGUGAAGUUCAUAUUCUUUGAGCACCGCAAUGACUUGCACGAUCAGCUACGCCAAACCACGGUCGCUCUAGCUGUAAAAUCAUCUCAAACUCAUCCCUUGAACGAAACCGAUAUUGCUGCCAUGGAAGCAAAAUCAUCAAAUGCCUUAGCUUCUACUUUGGAAACCACUGCCGACGUCUCGAAUAAAACUGAACUUGCCAUUAUAGUUCCUGAAUUGGUUGUGACGCCUCCCGACGCCGUCUCACGUCCACAUCGUGUUCCCCUAUUCACAAUCGACGAACAAGACUUUGUAAAUGCGUCCACACAAACCGAGUUCAUAAACAGCGCUGUCCAAUGUCUGCCACUGGAAACAUGCAAAGCCGAACCACAUCCACCGCGCCCGCUCCAAGAAUGCUUAGAAAUUCUUCAGUCCACCGAGGAAUGGGGUGGAGCCGCCAAUCUUACAGAUGAAGAAAUUAUCAGAAUCGUUAACACAGCCAGUCAUCAUUGCCCGCUACACAAGAUCGAAUCAGUACUGGAUGACCCGGUGCGCGGAGUUCACAUACGCAGACAAGUGAUUUGCGCACGUGCCAAGGUACCCACAGAGAGUAUGGAAUGUCUGCCUUACCUAAACUUCGACUAUCGUAAAGUAAUGAAUGCCUGCUGUGAAAACGUGCUGGGCUAUGUCCCAAUCCCAGUAGGUUAUGCAGGUCCUCUGCUGCUUGAUGGCAAUAAAUAUUUCGUGCCUAUGGCCACUACUGAAGGCGCAUUAGUCGCUUCUACUAAUCGGGGUUGUAAAGCACUAUCUGUGCGUGGAGUGACUUCGUAUGUUGAAGAUGUGGGCAUGACACGUGCACCUUGUGUGCGCUUCUCAAGCGUUACGCGUGCUGCUCAGGCAAAAAGCUGGAUCAAUGAUGAAAACAACUACAAAAAAAUCAAAACUGAAUUCGAUUCCACAUCGCGUUUCGGCCGCUUGAAGGAGUGUCUAAUCGCAAUGGAUGGACCACAACUAUAUAUACGCUUUGUGGCAUUGACAGGCGAUGCCAUGGGUAUGAACAUGGUAUCGAAGGGAGCUGAAAUGGCAUUGAAAUGCAUCAAAGAAGAAUUUCCCGACAUGCAGAUCAUAUCGUUGAGUGGAAACUUUUGCUGCGACAAAAAGCCGGCGGCAAUAAAUUGGAUUAAAGGGCGUGGUAAGCGUGUGGUAACCGAAUGCAUCAUUUCGGCGCAAACUCUGCACACUAUACUGAAAACGGACGCCAAAACGCUGGUGGAAUGCAAUAAGCUGAAGAAUAUGUCCGGCAGUGCUAUGGCUGGUAGCAUAGGAGGCAAUAAUGCUCAUGCAGCCAACAUGGUGACGGCCGUCUUCCUCGCCACCGGCCAAGAUCCAGCGCAAAAUGUGACAUCGAGUAAUUGUUCCACCGGCAUGGAAUGUUGGGGUGAUAACAACGAAGAUUUAUAUAUGACCUGCACAAUGCCUUCGCUGGAAGUGGGCACCGUCGGUGGUGGUACCGGUCUACCUGGUCAGGGUGUAUGUCUCGAUAUGCUAGGCGUACGCGGUGCGAAUCAAGCGCAUCCUGGUGAGAAUGCAAAGAAACUGGCACAAAUCGUGUGCGCCACAGUUAUGGCGGGCGAACUGAGUUUGAUGGCAGCACUGGUUAAUAGUGAUUUAGUAAAAAGCCAUAUGCGUCACAAUAGGUCUUCCGUAGCAGUCAACGGCAAAAUGAUGCCACUCAACGUGACCCUGUCGAGUUGUAGUAACAUUAGCUAGGCUGCGACAUAAGCUCCAUUUAUUAAACCAACACUUCUUGACUCUACAUUUAUUGUUCAGGCAAGAGUUAUAAGCACCAAUUUCGUUAAAAAAAGCACAACGUCAGCGGCCAGCAGCAACGAGCGAUCGCGAACUGUGAUUGUGCAUACCUACUUUUAGAUAUACAAAACAAACGUUAUGAGUAAAAACUAUGCGUUGAAAACAAGAGGCCAAAAAGUCAAGCAUCUAUCUACAUUAUUUCUCCAAAAAAAGAGAGCAAGCAAAAUAUGUACAUAUAUGUGACACUAUUAAACUCGAAAAAGAAAAAAAAUAGUAGUUUGUUAAAUUUGCAACGACAAUUAAAUCUAUACGAAGUGAUGUUCUAACAAUAGUUAGUAUAGUGAGAAUGAGAUACGAGAGCGCCUGAUAACUCACGGCCUAAGGUACUUAAUGAAUGAAAAGUGCGUUUUUAUAUUUUUCAAUUUCUCAAUGUAAAACACCCCGAGUGAAAUAUACUAUUCGCGUCGUGAACAUAAUACCUUUCUAUCUCUGAAGGAAAAUUCUUUUUAUUCAUCAUCAAAAUAGAUUUCUACGACUGCUUUCAUUCAUUCCCGUAACUUUUUUGUUAAAUUUAAAAAAAAAAAAAAAACCAAAAAGUCACUGUAAGCCGGGUCCGAACUGUAAGGU
This is a messenger RNA of Anastrepha ludens (Mexican fruit fly), 4883 nucleotides long. It is a transcript of the gene Hmgcr, whose product is annotated as 3-hydroxy-3-methylglutaryl-coenzyme A reductase. The record is from RefSeq and is a predicted model, not a curated record. Gene Ontology annotation, biological process: isoprenoid biosynthetic process; coenzyme A metabolic process; sterol biosynthetic process. Lineage: Eukaryota; Metazoa; Arthropoda; Insecta; Diptera; Tephritidae. The transcript is spliced from 7 exons. Gene Ontology annotation, molecular function: protein binding; NADP binding; hydroxymethylglutaryl-CoA reductase (NADPH) activity. Bases 1341 to 4217 code for a protein of 958 amino acids. Gene Ontology annotation, cellular component: endoplasmic reticulum membrane; peroxisomal membrane.